AUGAGGGACCGCAUUGGGAGGUAUGACAAGUAUACAUCUUUGAAUGCGUCGCGUUCUCAAAUCUGGAGAGAAGUAGCCACGACGGAGAUGAAAAAGGUGGAGAGACCUCGUCCCAUAUUUGACAGAGGAGGAUUAGAUAAGUCCAAAUACUGCGUCUUUCAUGAUGGGUCAGGUCACACAACUGAUCAAUGCUGGGAUCUCCGAGAUGCGGUGGAGAAGUUUGUAAGAGAUGGUAGAUUACGUCAAUACGUAAUAAAAACCCAAGGUUCCAUAAACAACAAAAGAAAGUUGGGAAACAGGAAUCGAAGCAAAAGUCCUGUUACUGAAAAGAAGAACAAACAGGAUAAGAAUCAGAAAAAUGAUUCCAACUAUGACGAAUUCUCAGAAGUGGAGUUUGAUUGUAAUGUAAUUAGUGGAGCCUUGGGGGGAAGAGGAGAUACUGUAAGUGCUAGAAGAAAAUACCUGAAAGAGGUACUCUCUAUUCGAGAUCGUCCCACGUUCAAAGAAGACCCAACCAAGCCAGAUCCACCUCUUUUAUACUUUACCAAAGAAGACAUGCGCAGAGUGUUGCCGGGUCAUGUUGACGGACUGGUCAUUGCGGGGACCCUAGUGAAUUGCCGGGUUAGGAAGAUUUUCGUGGAUGCAGGAAGUUGUGCGGACAUCAUACUCUGA
Molecule: messenger RNA, 672 nt
Organism: Gastrolobium bilobum
Lineage: Eukaryota; Viridiplantae; Streptophyta; Magnoliopsida; Fabales; Fabaceae
Exons: 1
Coding region: 1-672 (223 amino acids)
Source: RefSeq, a predicted model, not a curated record